This is a messenger RNA of Corapipo altera (White-ruffed manakin), 487 nucleotides long. RefSeq names its product SAGA complex associated factor 29 (gene SGF29). Lineage: Eukaryota; Metazoa; Chordata; Aves; Passeriformes; Pipridae. The annotation marks the transcript as partial. The transcript has 3 exons. Gene Ontology annotation, cellular component: SAGA complex. The record is from RefSeq and is a predicted model, not a curated record.
GCCCCCCCCUCUGUGCGGGGCGGUGCCGGCGGCCGGGGACUACGUGGCCAAGCCGGGGGACAAAGUGGCCGCGCGGGUGAAGGCGCUGGAGGGGGACGAGCAGUGGAUCCUGGCCGAGGUGGUCAGCUACAGCCACGCCGCCAACAAGUACGAAGUCGACGACAUCGACGAGGAAGGGAAAGAGCGCCACACCCUGAGCCGGCGCCGGAUCAUCCCCCUCCCCCAGUGGAAAACCAACCCCGAGACCGACCCCGAGGCCCUUUUCCACAAGGACCAGCUGGUGCUGGCCCUGUACCCACAGACCACCUGCUUCUACCGCGCCCUCAUCCACGCCCCCCCGCAGAGGGUGAGCCCAAAAACCCCCCCCCCCCAAAAAAAAAAACCCCCCCAAAAAAAACCCCAAAAAAUUCCCCCUUUGGAACUGAGGGAAAGGGGGGGAAAUGGGUUCGGCCACCAGGGGGCGCUAAAGGGUGGAGGGGGUUGCUAA